Messenger RNA from Plasmodium inui San Antonio 1, 2535 nucleotides. RefSeq lists its product as hypothetical. The record is from RefSeq and is a predicted model, not a curated record. The transcript is spliced from 3 exons. Gene Ontology annotation, cellular component: lysosomal membrane; Mon1-Ccz1 complex; late endosome membrane. Gene Ontology annotation, biological process: regulation of autophagy. The coding region runs from base 1 to 2535 and encodes 844 amino acids. Lineage: Eukaryota; Apicomplexa; Aconoidasida; Haemosporida; Plasmodiidae.
AUGAAUCCCAUGGAUCCUAUAGAUCAUCAGGGGGAGAGGCCCCCGGGGGGCGAAGCCGCUUCUUCGGCGCAGAAGGAUAAAUGUAAAGAGAAACACACCAAUGAUGAGCUCGUUACGCAGGACUCGAAUGAACUCAGUAGGAGGAAUACCAGGAAGACCAAGCGGAAUGGGACCAUUUCGGCGUACUCGCCGGCGCACAUCUCGGAGCCGGUGUACCAGUGGGAGGUUUCCAGCAACGAUCGUAUCUUCUACGACAAGAUGAACGAUCUGAUCAUCCACCAGAAUGUCGCCGCGAAGGCGCUUCUCGUAACGGACAUAAAGAAAGUCAAAGAAAACUACCAGGCCGUGUACGUGAAGUUCGAUUCAGACAUGUGUGAAAAUAUAACCUUCGCUCCAAACACCACUUUCUUCCUCUACCAUUCGAGCAACCCCAACAGGAUUCAGAUCUCCGACAUUCUCAACAACCACAAUAUAUAUUUGAAUGUAUGCAUAAACAAGCUGAGUGAGUGUAAAAUUUUGGCUACCUUUUGGUUACCCGGGCGGGGGAAGGUGGCCGGAGAAUCCGACACAGGGGGGUCUUCUGCCGCGUCUGCCAUAUCGGCUGUGUCUGCCUUAUCUGCUGUGUCUGCGAUAUCUGCUGUAUCUGUCGCUUCCCCCGUCUCCGUCACCUCCGCCGCUUCCUCCCCCUCGGCCGACUUCGCCGUCGUGACGAACCACGCAGUGGAGAUUUUCCACCUCUCCUUCGACAAUUUAACCAUUACGCCCCUGAAGAAACACCUAAUGAAGAGCGAGCACUGCUGGUACGACGAAAGCAGCUCCUACAUCGCCCUGCUAUCCAGCACACACAAAACGCAUGUCAUCUUCCCCUACCUCCUAAACAACAGCAAUGCAAUUAAGUUGCAAAAAAUCGAAUUAAACAUCCCCAAGACGGAUCCAAUAAGUAAAAACGAUAUAGAGAUUCUUACUCUCUAUGAUGAGUCGUACUGCAUCCAUAAGGAUUACAAAAAUGGAAGGAUCUCCUUCCGAUGCUUGUCCUCUUCUUUAUGCUUCGACUAUGUACUGGACCUGUUUUGCAACGGAGUACUAGACAUAUUCUCUGUGGACAACAUUUUUGGUGUUUUCAAUUACUCCAAUGAGAAGGUAUACCUGUUUGAUAUAAAGUAUCAGAAGAGAAAGAAGAGCAGCCUGAUUAGCUCCUUGUCCGAGGAUAUGACCACGAGCCAUACCAUUAACAUUGCGUACUUGACGUCUCCGAAGCACUUUAGGACGCAGCUUGUGCUCAGUCAUAUUUCUUUUCAUCCCUUUAAUGUCUUGAUGGAUAACCAAUACGGAAAUGUGUACAAGAUCCGUGUGGACUAUGACCUGUUGAUGCUUCAGAUCUGCCAGCACUUCGCCAAUUUGAACACCUCCGUGGACGUGCUCCUGCGCAGACCCAACUGUAAAAGACGAAUCACCGAAAUGUUUUUCAUGUCACUGGAGAACGACAUCCAGAUGGAGGACUUCCUCAUCAUCGUCAAUAUCAUUAACUUCAAUUACCGCAAACUUAUUGAGCAGUCUGCAAAGAAAAGAAGCCCCCCCCACUCUGUGAGGAGAGCUAACCAGAAAAUCAUUCAACCUGUAGACGACAUCCUUAAAAAUUUAGGAAGCAAAACUCUCAUCACGGAGAGGGACAUCGUCACGGAUGUCUUUCAUGCCUUCAUCAUUAAGAAGUAUGGCCUCGACAAAAAGGAGACUCUUUUCAAUUUCUCCCUUAACUUUCGCCAAAUGGAGAAGGCCAAGCGACAGAGGAGAAGGGGCCUCGGCGGACGAAGCGACCAUAACGAUAAGUACAUGCUAAAGUACAGAAUAAGGAGGAAUACUCCCGCUGAGGUCGAGGCUGUUCCUACUCCCGCUGAGGUCGAGGCUGGUGCUACUUCCGCUUCAAUAGAGGCUAGGGCUACCCCCGCUGCUAUCGAAGAAAGCGCCCUUGCCGCCGACGAGUACAGACUCACGCUCAGCUACUCCGAGCUCCACAGCUUGCCCAUGUUCCUCCUCUACGUCCUGGAAUAUAUGAAAUCGCUUCUCUCCUUGAACAUCAUUCCGAACAGGAUCCUGCAGACCUUCCUCUUCGACAUAUGUAUCUUUUACCAGCAGGAUAAUUGUCUCCGUCAGUUGCUCCAGUUUUACGUCAUAGCUGACUCGAUCGAAGUGACAAAGCGGCUUUUUCAUUACUGGAAGUUGACUCAGCACACUUGGGCUUAUCAGCUCUGUCUGGACAUGUCCCUACGAUUAGGCGAAUACGAAAUGGUCCUUCACCUCUUCCUCUCGGCAAACAGAUACAUAAGAAUCAUCGAUUUCAUAAGGAGCCAUAACCUCCUUGAUUAUCCCAUUUCAGUCAUUUUUCAAGCCAUAGAAAAUGACUUCGACUCUCCCGACAAAUACAUUAUAUUUAACCACGUCCUUCGAUCGCUCAGCCGUUGGAUUGGGUACGUCAUGAGGAGGGGGGCACUUAUGGAGACCUUUCUUGAGACCGCUCCCUUGAGAUCACUAUGGUGA